AUGGCUUCUCCCAAGGGACCCAACUUCCUUGUCAUCGUCGCAGACAAUCUAAGGUUCAGCAACACUAGGCUGUUUGGCUCCAAGAUCAAGACCCCAGCGCUCGACAUAACCCUGAUCGCCAAAGAGGGGGUUCAGCUAACAAACUUCCACAGAGCAUCAGCAUAUUCCCCAACACGAUUGAUGCUGUUUUCAGGCACUGAUAACCACAUCGCAAGUCUCAGCCAGAUAGACAAGCACAUGGUAACAACAACUUGGGAUCACUACAACAACGAGCUGGCCAACAUCGGCAACCAGGACUCUUCACAUGGCUUCAAGACGUGGAUCACCGAGAGCAGCAUCCGCUGCCCCUGUCUGGUGCGAUCCCCGCCGCUGGCGGCCGCCCCAGGCUCGCACACCAACACCUUCACGGCAGUCAUGGACAUUGUGCCCACCUUCCUGGAGCUAGCCAGGGUCACGCAUCCGCAUCUCCAGGCGUUCAGGGGCCGCGACAUGGUGUCCAUGCGCGGCCACUCGUGGGUGCCGCACUUGGCAGCGUCGCUAGACCUCGCAGCAGCGCCGAGCAUCUACAACAAGAACACGGCUAUGACGGGAUAG
Phialemonium atrogriseum is the source of this 594-nucleotide messenger RNA. RefSeq lists its product as uncharacterized. The transcript has 4 exons. Gene Ontology annotation, molecular function: arylsulfatase activity. The coding region runs from base 1 to 594 and encodes 197 amino acids. The record is from RefSeq and is a predicted model, not a curated record. Lineage: Eukaryota; Fungi; Ascomycota; Sordariomycetes; Cephalothecales; Cephalothecaceae.